Molecule: messenger RNA, 670 nt
Organism: Solanum verrucosum
Lineage: Eukaryota; Viridiplantae; Streptophyta; Magnoliopsida; Solanales; Solanaceae
Product: basic leucine zipper 43-like
Exons: 1
Coding region: 25-609 (194 amino acids)
Biological process (GO): regulation of DNA-templated transcription
Molecular function (GO): DNA-binding transcription factor activity
Source: RefSeq, a predicted model, not a curated record
ACCUUCUUCCAAAUACAAUCAAUCAUGAUUUCAUCAGAGGCUGCAACAAUCCACUACUUAGCUCAAGAAAACCCCUCAUCACUUCCUAUUGAUUACACCUUCAUGCACAAAAACUUACCAACAUUUCAAUUCAACACAUUCCUAACCAAUACUAACAACAACAACUAUCAGUCGUUCUCUUUUCCUAUUCAAGACUUGAUAAGUACACAACCAUCAUGCAUCAGUAGUAACUCAACCUCAGAUGAAUUGGAGGAACAACAACAUAGAAUGAAUGAUGAACGAAAGCAGAGAAGAAUGAUAUCAAACAGAGAAUCAGCUAGAAGAUCAAGGAUGAGGAAACAAAGGCACCUUGAUGAGUUAGGGUCACAAGUAGUUCGUCUUAGAACAGAAAAUUAUAAUCUUAUCAAUAAGUUAAACCAAGUCUCUGAAUCUCAUGAAAAAGUUGUUCAAGAGAAUAUGCAGCUCAAGGAUGAGGCUUAUGAUCUUCGUCGAUUGCUUACAAACAUUCAAGUUGCUAGCCCUUUCAGCAACAUGGACGACGAUCACGUUCCAUGUAGUCUAAAGACUGAAUCAUCAAACCAAUCCACCACAGAGAGAAAAUUAGAGUGAGCUGGACAUAUUUUCAAUGUUUUUGUUCUUCUCUUUUUACCUCAAUGCCAAUGAAUUUUUA